CGUGGACUACAGCAGAGCAACUGCGCUUUCCGCCGCCGCCACGGAGCCGCCGCCACAGCUCACUGAUCCGGGAGGCCCAGGUCUUGAGCUUUGGCGGGGUGCAGAAUGGAAGCGAAGGCAGCGUCCACACAGGCUCCAGGCAGCGCGUGCUCGGUGUCCGCGGAGGAGAUCGAAAAGUGGAUGGAAGAGGCAAUGUGUAUGGCCAAAGAUGCCCUUGAGAACACUGAGGUUCCUGUUGGCUGCCUUAUGGUGUACAACAAUGAAGUUGUGGGGAAGGGAAGAAAUGAAGUGAAUCAAACCAAAAACGCGACUCGACAUGCAGAAAUGGUGGCCAUCGAUCAGGUCCUCGACUGGUGCCGUUGCAGUGACAAGAGUCCUUCUGAAGUGUUUGAACACACCGUGUUGUACGUCACGGUAGAGCCGUGCAUCAUGUGUGCGACUGCUCUCCGCCUCGUCAAAAUCCCACUGGUUGUGUAUGGUUGUCAGAAUGAACGAUUUGGUGGCUGUGGCUCUGUUUUAAAUAUUGCCUCUGCAGACUUGCCACACACUGGGAGACCGUUUCAGUGCAUUCCUGGGUUCCGGGCUGAGGAAGCAGUGGAAAUGUUAAAGACCUUCUACAAACAAGAAAAUCCAAACGCACCCAAAUCCAAAGUUCGGAAAAAGGACUAUCAGAAAUCUUGAGCUUGUUCUGAUGACAAAACUCACGUCUCAAAGUGACCUGAACACGAUUCUUGGACCAAAAGCUGUUGACAUCGUUGACUCAUGUUUCUAUAUUGUUCAUCUACAGGAAAAUGCUAUCUCUGAUCUUUUGCCCUGUUAGGUGAACAAAUUAGCAUGUUUCAGAAGUCUGACCAUUGUAAACGACUGUUAGCUUUUCCAGAAGCCGAAAGGAUGUCUUAAGAUGGAUAAAAAAGUUAAGGUUUGAGGUCUUAGAACUUAGCAAGCAGUGCACAUCCAUCUGGUCACUACAUUAUGCACAUCCAGAAAAAGUGCUGACUUUUCAGAGAAUGUGCACCAGACCCAGGGACCUGGCAUGCGUUCGGACAAGAGUGUGCCACCUGUGGACACAGCCUCCAGGACGGGCAUUUCAGUCUCCCAGGACUGGAGGCCUGUGACUUCUUUCUAAAUUGUGUGUGUGUGUUGUAUAUAUAUUAUCAUGAUUAUAUGGUCCUUUUUUUUUUGCUUUUAUAAAGCAUUUGGAGAAAAUGAAUACUUUUAAAAUAAAUGCUUAAGUGUCAUUUUUAAAUUAUAGCAUAUUGCUAUCAUAAAACCUUGUGUAUGAUUUUGGAGAUGAAUAGUUUUAAAAAUAAAAUAUAAAAAUAUGAGUGCUGUUGAGCGACUAUACUAUGCCAGCCUCCAUUUGUUCCAUGGAUUAGUGAACCCAACAAACACCCUGCCCUCCUGCAGCUUGCAUCCUAGCAAGGGGAGACAGAUGACACAUAUAAUCAGUUAUCCAGUUCGUUGGAGGGUGGUAUGAAGUAUGGCAUAGGAAAAAGCACAGGGUAAAGGGAAUGGGUGUGCCAGUUGGUGGUGGGAGUUUCAAUUUAUCUCAAAUUAAAUACAGCUUUUAUUUAUUUAUUUUUUUAAGUCCAGAUAAUAAGGACUAGCAGGUAGUGUGGAAAGGUGUGAGACUCCCAUUUGGAUGACCAUAGU
Messenger RNA from Tupaia belangeri chinensis (Chinese tree shrew), 1653 nucleotides. It is a transcript of the gene ADAT2, whose product is annotated as adenosine deaminase tRNA specific 2. The record is from RefSeq and is a predicted model, not a curated record. Gene Ontology annotation, cellular component: cytoplasm; nucleus. Gene Ontology annotation, biological process: tRNA wobble adenosine to inosine editing. The transcript has 7 exons. The coding region runs from base 106 to 681 and encodes 191 amino acids. Gene Ontology annotation, molecular function: tRNA-specific adenosine-34 deaminase activity; zinc ion binding. NCBI's taxonomy places the organism in Eukaryota, Metazoa, Chordata, Mammalia, Scandentia, Tupaiidae.